Messenger RNA from Oldenlandia corymbosa var. corymbosa, 1222 nucleotides. Lineage: Eukaryota; Viridiplantae; Streptophyta; Magnoliopsida; Gentianales; Rubiaceae. The record is from the annotation of a GenBank genome assembly.
GUGGGAAAGGCCAAACAGAGCUGAGAAGUGAGAAGGGCGAAGGCUCCUGGAACUGGCUGAAAAAAGAAAGAACGGCAGAAAGAGAGAGGGAAAAAUGAAGAAGACGAAGAAGAACACGAUUUGUACUAUUGAUAAGAAAAAAUCACCGAAACCGCGGCAAAUCUGUGUUGAAAUUCCCCCAACACCGCCACAAACCCAACUUCCUCCAUCUCUAUAUGUAUAUAUAUAUCCUCUCUGCUUAAAUCCUUUACCUUCAAACAAACAAAAACAAAAACCCAAUUCCAAAAUCAUCUUUCCUUACUUCUAGUCUUAGGCUCUUAGCUACUAAUCUUUGGUUAACUUACAUUCCCCGUAUAAUUACAUCAACCUUAUUUCCUUUUAUUUUAGAGAUAUGGAUAAACAGAGACAGUACGAGCGGGUAUUCAACCACUUUGACGAAGACGGCGACGGGAGAAUCUCGGCUUUGGAGCUGCAAAAUUGUAUCGGGUCUUUAAUCGGAGCUCCGAUGUCGAUGGCCGAAUGCGUGGCGGCGGUGGAGAUGAUGGAUUCCGACGGAGAUGGGCUGGUGAGUAUGGAGGAAUUCGUGAGAAUGGUGGAAGGCGGUGGGGAGGAAGAGAGAGUUAAGGAAUUAAAAGAAGCGUUCAAGAUGUAUGAGAUGGAUGAAGGGUGUGGGUUCAUUCAUCCCAAGAGUUUGAAGAGGAUGCUGAGUAGAUUGGGGGAAUCCAGGAGUCUUGGGGAUUGUAGAAACAUGAUUGCCAGGUUUGAUCUCAAUGGCGAUGGUGUUCUCUGCUUUGAUGAGUUCAAGAUCAUGAUGUCUUCUUCUUCUUAGUUCUUCCAUUCGAUUUUUCUAAUCCGUCCAAUAUAGGUCGAUGGUUCGAAUCUGGCUGAAAAGGGAAAUUCCGAUUGCUUUUGAAGAUGUUGAGUCGCCCUUUGGUUCAUGAGAUUGUUGUGGAGAAUUUGGAGGAUUCUCAGUUCAAUUUUGUGAGAUUGCAAGCUCUUGAUUCAUCAGUUCAUUCAUUAACAAAUUUGUUGAGAUUUGAUGUAAACAUUUUACACAAUGUGUAACAUCAACUAGUUGAUAAUGUAAAUAUAUCAUUCAUUAUUGAUUCCAAACAAAGACUUCCUUUCUUCGUUUAUUUUCAUGUGUGGACAGUGAUAAACUUAAUUACAUAUUCAUUUUGUUAAACAUAAUUAUUCAAUUUUUAAAAGUAUCAAAAUUAAG